This is a messenger RNA of Oryza sativa Japonica Group (Japanese rice), 4459 nucleotides long. The record is from RefSeq and is a predicted model, not a curated record. Lineage: Eukaryota; Viridiplantae; Streptophyta; Magnoliopsida; Poales; Poaceae.
AAAUUUACUUUAGAAAAAAAAAAAAACGUGUAGCCCGUAGGCAACUUGAAGUCGGGAAGCCAAGCCGCCGGCGCCGCUGCCCCAACCCUAACCCCGAUCCCGGCAAUCGACGCGCCGCCCGGCCUAGGUGCCACGGGCGGCGGCCGCCCUCUCGCCCCGCGGAAACGCCGGCGCCGCCUAGCUACCACGGGCGGCCCUCCGGCCCUCGCCUGUGGCUUCCUCGCCUUCGCUGCCACGGGAGGACCGGAGCUUUGAGUAGGUGCGCCGGCGGUGAACGGGAGCGGUGGAAGCAGUUACCCGCACCGCCAUGGACACUGUCCUCCCCUCCGCUGUGCCUGACUCAGCGGCUCCUGUCGCUGGAGAUUCAGGGCUCUCAGAGCAGCAGCUGAUUCAAUAUAUACACUCGCUUCGGGAAAAUCAAGUUGUUGACGGUUUAUUCGAAGAUCUUAAAAAAGAAAAACAUAUGAGCCUUACAAAGCUUGCUCAUAUACUUAAAAUCACUGAUGGAUUGUCUAACAUUAAUAUCGUGGAGAGUUCUGUUGAACCUAAGACAAGAGCAUUGUUAGAGGGAAUUCAACAGAAAGUAUAUGAUGGCAUAGGUCUAUGUCCAUCCAUUGGUGGAUCAUUUUCGGAGUUAUUGGGUAGUCUAUCUCUCAGUGCUACUAUCACUAAAGAUCUAGGGUCUAUGGAAGUGAGGCAUUUGAAAAAGCCUUAUCCAUUAUGUAGCUAUUCCAUUGGUUUUGUGUUGCCCUCCUGAAUUCUCCAAGAAAUUGGCAAUCAAGUUUGUACAACCCAUGUUACGACAGUGUAAAUUUGUACUUAAUUUUGCUUGGUUCAAUCAUUUAUACAAAGGGAAAGCUGAAGUACCAUUCCUUUCUGAAUUUGGUGAGACAGAAAAGCUACAGCAAAAAUUACUACUUGAUUUCACUCGUGAAGUUUCAGAAUUUCUUGGAGUAUUGGCAGUAACAGAAGAAAACUAUUUGCAAGAUCCUGAAUCUAUGUCAUCAAUCUCUCUCUUUAGGUUUAUUUUAACUGGUGAUUGUUUUGACUGGCUGGAUAUGAGCCUCUUUGGGUACUUUGUGGAUGAUGAAGCAACAAGCAAGGCUAUUCCUUUUUUACGUUCUCUCAUUCACCUUGCAACAACUGAUGAUAUGAGUCUCAGGCUCUUCAUCGUGGAUGAUUUGCUUCCAUCUAUAGUUAGACGUCUAGACAAUCAGCUUACUUGUGCAAUCCAGUGCCAAAGACACAAACUGAAUCCAGGUGCAGCUGAUAGUGCUGGCAAGGACCUUGUUGUCCUUUGUCAACAAUUGUAUAAUUAUUUUCAAAUCCAGGAGUUUUCUAGAGAAGGCAAAGACAAUUGUAGCGCUGAAUGCAGCUUUAGCGUCUGGAUUGAAAAGCUGAAGAAAGAUCUUGAAUUAAAGGCGUCUUCUGCUAGUAAGGAACUUCCUGAGGGUUGUGAGUGGAAUUGGGAGUUCGAAGAAGAAUUUCAGAGGUACCUUCAUGUUUAUAUGGACAUCUUACAAGAAGUGAAUGCAAUGGAUGAUUGUAUGGAGCGUGAUUAUUUGGACAAAGAAACUCUCUUCCAGAAAUUGAAAUUUGAAUUCAGAUAUAAGCAUGCCAUCAACAGCUAUCAACAUCCUUAUAUGGUGACCAUUUCUUCUCUCCGACAACGACAAUUUUACACAAGGACUUGCUUCAGAUGCAACAUGCAGAUAUGUAAAUUUCUUAGCGAACUUGUCAAACUGAAACCCUACAUUAAGGUUUCUGAUUGUUCUUAUGAUGUUAUUGAAAAUCUCAAACAAAAUCAUGAGAUACUUACUGAGAUUUCAGACUGUGAAGUGGUACCAUCAGUUGAUCUUUUGCUUCAUUCUGUGUUGUAUAUUUGGGAGCCUAGAUUUCAUCCUUUGAUACGUGAGUAUUAUACUGCUGUAGAGCAAAUACGCUUGCACAAAGAGUUUGACAAUUAUUUGUCCUCUGGUGAACUGGAUCAUUCUAUGGAUGAGUUUAUUUCUUCAAAGGAUGAAUUUGUAGAAGAUCUCAUUAGAGACGAGAGCACGAUGGCACAGUUUUCAGAUUUGAAUCAUGCUCUCUUGAAAUUGUCUUUGGAGAGGAGAGCUGAUGUUCUGGAAAAUCAGCAACAAAUUUGCAUAUAUUCAGAAUGUUUACGACACCUCUUGGAGGAUGAGUCGUUGCUUUAUUUGUUGUCAUCGUCAUUCAUAGGUGAAGUUAACAGUUUGCUGAAUCCUAUACUUGCCAAUAUUGCCAAAGUAGAACAGGGUCCUGUUAUUAUCGUUUCUAGUUGAAAUAGCUGUAGUAAUAAAAAGGGUGAAUAGCUAAUUUAGUCCCUCAAGUUUCACUGAAGGCUCAAUUUAGUUCUUCAGGUUUCGUUUUGUCCACAUAGGUCCCCUAAGUAUUUGUUUUGGCUUAAAAUCAUCCUUGGAACCACAUAAUAUGCCAUAUGGCUAUUUCUAGUCAAUAUUUCUGUUAGAAAAUGUCCCUCUUGCCCUUAAUUUGUAUACAACUAUACACUAUAAAAGAGAAAACCAAAAUGAAUAAACAAUAUUGCAGAUGUACUUCCCAUUAUUUCAACAUGUGCUCUUGAAACUUAAGCAAUGCCUAUCGUAUAGACUUGCAAGUAUAUAAUUUAUUUUUGCUUUUACGUAAAUUACUAUGCAUUAUCUAUAAAAAAAAUCAUUGCAUGCAAUUUUUUCUCUUAUAUAUGUGAAUGAGGGGUAUAAGUGUCAUUUAUCAAGAGGGUUGUUGGUUAUGUUUAGCCAUGUGGCUUCUGAGUAGGUUCAAGGAUAAGUUUGAACUCAAAUGAAAACUUGAAGGACUAAUACGGAUAGAUUGAAACAUCAAGGACCAAACUGAGCCUCGGAUGAAACUUGGAGGACCACUAUAGCUAUUCACCCUAAUAAAAAUGUGGAAAGUAGUUUUAUUGUUCAAUAAGUUCAUCAACCUUACAAAACUAUAGUAUGUCAACGGAGUCUAAUACACACUAGAACAAUGGGAGUGGUCCUGAAGUACUAUUUCGAGUGUAAUGCAUAAUUUAAUGGUAUCAAUCACAUGAAAAGUUGCUAAUUUUAUCGCGUCCCUCAACUCUAGAUCCGUUUUGAGUUUCAUCCCUCAAAUACAGAGCCUCAUAAAAUUAGUCCACUCGACUAUUAAAACUGGGUAUAACUUGCCCCCUCGACCUUAUUUGCUAGUUAAUUUGACCAACAUAGGUUGUGAGGCUAGAAAGACAGUGAACUUGAUGGCCCAUGUCACAAAAGGUGAAUCAAAGAAUAUUGAAAUCGUGGAUGAUGAACCACGAACCUCUAUAACAAGUGGGCUCCACUGUUUAUCUCGGCUAAAAUCACUGUCAUAAGUUUUACCAGGUUUGAGAGUUGAAUGAUAGAUUUCAUUUGGUAUUGUAGUCUAUGGACAAAAUUCAAAUGAAUCAAUAGUCGAGGGGUGAGAAAUUUACUUAUUCAUUUUACUGCUCAUGCCCAAGAAAUAGAAUUGUUAUUUUAUACUCCCUCCAUCCCAAAAAAAGACAAACCCUGGGUUUCCGUGUCCAACGUUUGAUUGUCCGUCUUAUAUGAAAUUUUUUUAUAAUUAGUAUUUUCAUUGUUGUUAGAUGAUAAAACAUGAUUAAUACUUUAUGCGUGACUUGUCUUUUAAAUUUUUUUCAUAAUUUUUUCAAAUAAGACGGACGGUCAAACGUUGGACACAGAAACCUAGGGUUUGCCUUUUUUUGGGACGGAGGGAGUAGUGUGGACAGACUUUUAAUGGAACAUUGUUUAAUCCCAGCUCACCAUUUUGCGAUAUUCUCUUGAAGAUACAGACUGCAAGGAAAAUUGAAGAAACAAAAACUUACACAUGGAAAUGCUCAAACCAGAUUUUUACUUUCCUCAAGUGGGAACUUUAGAGUUUAGAGUCUAACGUAUAAUAUAUUAGAUCCUUAAAAAGUGUUGUAAAGCUAGGUUGUCAACAUUCAUGGAAGUAUACCCAGAAUUUAAUGAUUACUCUAUCAAGAGUACAACUAUCUUAUGCUAGUCAUAUUGGCAGUUAACAAAAGUUUUCUUUUCAUCUGACAUUAGAUAUUUCAGUGUAUUGACCUUUUUUUGUUUUUGGAUUACUAUGUGCGUAUUGUUGGAACUAAACAAACCACACAAUAUGACAUUCUGACUGAAUAUCUGAAAUGUUUUUGGGAUGUAAAUUUUUCAUAUCCUUUGACAAAAGUGGAAUUGGUGAAUAACCUCCUGAUGCUAGAUUUAAGAUACUCCCUCUGGUCAUAAAUAUUUGACCUUUAUGUUUGGUCAAACUUUUGGAACACUGACCAUCAAUAACUUCUAAAUGUUUAGUUUAAGAACAUAAAAAUUCAAGUCAUGAUGUCUUGCUAUGAUCCACUUGAAUGUUUUGCAUAUAAUGUGCAAUCCUUGAAACAUUGCAUGGUUUAGGGUUUUAAAGACUGGUA